This is a messenger RNA of Heterobilharzia americana, 753 nucleotides long. The record is from the annotation of a GenBank genome assembly. NCBI's taxonomy places the organism in Eukaryota, Metazoa, Platyhelminthes, Trematoda, Strigeidida, Schistosomatidae.
AUGCCUUCUAAAAAUAAUCGGGAGCUUGAAGAGAGUGGUGGUGAAGAUGAAUUCCAGGUGGAGAAGAUUCUUAAGGUCCGUAUCAGAAAUGGUCAAAAGGAGUACUUCUUAAAGUGGAAAGGUUAUUCAGAAGAAGAUAACACUUGGGAACCAGAGGAAAAUUUAGAUUGUCCUGAUUUGAUCAAGGAAUUUGAAGAGCGACGAGCUCGUGAAAGAACCCCACUGACCAGUCCUGCUAGAACAUCGGCGAGUACAGAAUCUCGUUCACGUAACCGAUCAAAAGGUUCAUCACUUGGUUCAGACACCUCUAAAGAAGCAAAUGAAGAAGCCCCACAACCUGUUCGAAAAAAACGUACAUCUAGCAUUCCUGCAAGUACAGAAGAGACAACCAGUGAGGUGGCAAGUGUUCCUGAAGAGCCAAAAGAGACAGUAGAAGAAGGGGAAGAAGAAGAGGAACCGAAAGCCAAAGUUGCUAAGACGGUCACCAAAACUCGUGGAUUUGCUCGUGGACUUAAAGCUGAACGAAUCAUUGGAGCUACUGAUUCAAGUGGUGAAUUAAUGUUCCUAAUGAAAUGGAAAGAUUCUGAUGAAGCUGAUCUAGUACCUGCUCGUGAAGCUAAUAUCAAAUGUCCACAAGUUGUUAUUCGAUUCUAUGAAGAAAGACUAACAUGGCAUACUCCAGAAAAUCGUUCUGGUACUCCACGUUCAAGUGCAACUACGCCGAGUACAGCAACUGCGACAGCACGCACUUAA